Molecule: messenger RNA, 1721 nt
Organism: Nicrophorus vespilloides
Lineage: Eukaryota; Metazoa; Arthropoda; Insecta; Coleoptera; Silphidae
Gene: pths
Product: probable ATP-dependent RNA helicase DDX47
Exons: 5
Coding region: 139-1590 (483 amino acids)
Molecular function (GO): RNA helicase activity; nucleic acid binding; ATP binding
Source: RefSeq, a predicted model, not a curated record
CCGCUUAGAGGGCGCCACUAUACGUAAGUUGGCAACGCUCGCAGGCAAGCAACGCUAUUUUAAAUUGCGUCGCCGGCGAAGAAGCGUCCUUUCCAUUAUUAUUUGUUUUUUUUUCUCCCAUUCGCUUCGACCGCAAAAAUGAGCUCCGACGACGAGAAUAAAUCCGGAUCAGAAGUGAACAGUGAAAACGAGGAAGAGGAGGAUGCUGCAAAUUCCAUCGACGAAGAAACGACUGCAGAACAGGAGGAGGAAUCUGCAGUCACGUGGCAAGAUCUGGGAUUAGUCGAUACUCUGUGCAAAGCCUGCGAGGAGUUGAAAUGGAAGGCGCCCUCGAAGAUUCAGAGGGAGGCGAUCCCGCUUGCGUUGGAGGGCAAAGACAUCAUCGGUUUAGCCGAGACGGGUUCGGGGAAAACGGCGGCUUUCGCUUUGCCCAUUCUGCAAGCCUUAUUGGAAUGUCCGCAAAGGUACUUUGCUUUAGUUCUGACACCCACGAGGGAAUUGGCUUUCCAGAUCUCCGAACAAUUCGAGGCUCUUGGAUCUGCGAUAGGAGUUAAAUGCGCCGUCAUAGUAGGUGGCAUGGAUAUGAUGUCUCAAGCAAUUAUAUUGGCGAAGAAGCCGCACAUCAUAAUAGCCACGCCGGGACGUCUCAUCGAUCAUUUGGAGAACACCAAAGGCUUCAAUCUGAGAUCACUGAAAUUCUUGGUGAUGGACGAGGCGGACAGAAUUCUGAAUAUGGACUUUGAGGUUGAAGUGGAUAAAUGCUUGAAAGUUAUUCCGAGGGACAGACGUACGUUCCUGUUUUCUGCGACGAUGACCAAGAAGGUUAACAAAUUGCAGAGGGCUUGUCUGAAGGAGCCGGUCAGGGUGGAGGUGUCCACCAAGUAUCAAACGGUGGAGAAGCUGCUGCAGUACUACGUCUUUAUACCGGUGAAAUUUAAGGACGUGUACUUGGUGCAUCUGCUGAACGAGAUGGCCGGCAACAGUUUCAUCAUCUUCUGCGGCACCUGCAACAACACGAUCCGCGCAGCGCUGAUGCUGCGGAACCUGGGAUUCACCGCUGUCCCGCUGCACGGACAGAUGUCGCAGAACAAGAGGUUGGCCGCGCUGACCAAGUUCAAGGCGAAGAAUCGCUCAAUCCUGAUAUGCACGGAUGUGGCGAGCAGAGGCUUGGACAUCCCGCACGUGGACGUCGUCAUCAACUUUGACAUUCCCACGCACAGCAAGGAUUACAUCCACAGGGUGGGUCGCACCGCCAGGGCCGGACGAUCCGGCAAGGCGAUCACCUUCGUCACUCAGUACGACGUCGAGCUGUACCAGAGGAUAGAGGAGUUGAUCGGGAAGAAGCUGCCGCUGUACAAGACGGAGGAGGAUGAGGUGAUGGUGCUGCAGGAGCGAGUUGCCGAGUCCAAUAGGUUAGCGCGCGUCGAUCUGAAAGAUAUCGUCGAGAAGAAGGGCGUGAAUAAGCGCAAGGGUAUCGACGAUGAUCAGGACGACAUGGAGAUGUCGUCCGGCGUUCGGAAACGACUGAAAGGCAAAGGCGGCGGUGGUGGAGGAGGCAAGAAGAAAGGUGGAAAUAAUAAGAGAAGGUAAAUGCAGUUUUACGUUUACUGAAUAAACACGGCUGUGAGCGUGCGUUGUGAUUACAACAUCCAAUGCACUUCUUUUUAAAUUAAAAUUAAAAACGCAAAAAAAAUACAAAUAAACACAUGAAAUAGGAGAAG